GAAGUAUACUCAAUUCAAGUGAAGGAUCAGUAUCAGGCAGAGUUGUGUUGAUGAUUAGAAUUCAGGCUCCAAGGAGAAACCCCAAGAAGUUAUCUAUUGGAUAUAACAGAAAGUGGGAGCCAUACCUGACCUGAUAUAAUGUGGACCCGAUAUAAGAUCUUAAUCUUCUCUUAUCUUGUUACAGAAAUUUGGAUGGAAAAACAGUAUGUAUCUGAAAGAGAAGUGGACCCAGGAGCUGAUUUCACUAGAAAUCUCACUGUUGUGGAAGUUACUCGAUUCAAAAGAGCCAUUUUCAAAGGGCAAUACUGUAGAAGUUUUGGUUGUUGUGAAGACAGAGAUGAUGACUGUGUCACUCAGUUCUAUGAGGCGAAUGCACUAUGUUAUUGUGAUAAAUUCUGCGAAAGGAAAAAUUCUGAUUGCUGUCCUGAUUACAAGUCAUUUUGCCAGGAUGAGAAAGAGCCUUGGCAUCCAGAAGGUUGCCUCAGAAAUGGUCAGCAUUAUAAAGAAGGAUCAGUCAUGAAAGAAAACUGCAACUCCUGCACAUGUUCAGGACAGCAAUGGCAAUGUUCCAAGCAUGUAUGCCUUAUUGAACCAGAAUUAAUUGAACAUGUCAAUAAAGGAGACUACGGAUGGACAGCCCAGAACUAUAGUCAAUUCUGGGGAAUGACUUUAGAAGAAGGUUUCAAACAUCGUCUAGGCACCUUGCCGCCCAGCCCCGUGCUUCUGAGCAUGAACGAAGUGACAGCUCCUUUACCUGCAGUAACAGAUCUUCCAGAGUUUUUUGUUGCUUCUUACAAAUGGCCUGGAUGGACUCACGGCCCAUUGGAUCAAAAAAAUUGUGCUGCAUCAUGGGCUUUUUCCACUGCAAGUGUGGCUGCUGACCGAAUAGCAAUUCAGUCUAAGGGUCGCUACACAGCCAACCUGUCUCCUCAGAAUCUGAUUUCUUGCUGUGCCAAGAACCGUCAUGGAUGCAACAGUGGAAGCAUCGAUAGGGCUUGGUGGUACCUGAGAAAACGUGGACUGGUAUCCCAUGCAUGCUAUCCAUUUUUCAAGGACCAAAAUGCUACCAAUAACGUCUGUGCCAUGGCAAGUAGGUCUGAUGGGCGGGGAAAACGGCAUGCCACCAAGCCAUGUCCCAACAACAUCGAGAAAUCUAACAGGAUCUACCAGUGUUCUCCUCCAUACAGAGUCUCUUCCAAUGAAAUUGAAAUAAUGAAAGAAAUCAUGCAUAAUGGACCAGUUCAAGCCAUAAUGCAAGUCCAUGAAGAUUUCUUCCAGUAUAAGUCAGGGAUAUAUAGACAUGUGACCAGCACAAAUGAAGUAUCAGAAAAAUAUCGAAAGCUUCGGACACAUGCAGUCAAACUCACUGGAUGGGGCAUGCUGAGAGGAGCCCAGGGGCAGAAAGAAAAAUUUUGGAUUGCUGCCAAUUCCUGGGGACAUUCAUGGGGAGAGAACGGCUAUUUCAGGAUUCUUCGAGGAGUAAAUGAAUCUGACAUUGAAAAGUUGAUUAUCGCAGCUUGGGGCCAACUGACAAGUUCUGAUGAACCAUAACAUAUCAUUAAAUUUCCAUAGGCCAUGCAUUGAAAUAACCCCUUAAAUUGAAAUUAAGCAAUGGGAGGUUCUCUGUGACAGUGGGUUCUUUGCCUCUUCACCUUGUUAUUAUAAUCUGCCUCUUUCCUUGUUUUAUCCCAGGCUCUAUGCUUCUGUUUUCUUGACAUCCCUGAGUGCAUGGCAACCCUGAGCGAGGACAGCAGAGUAGCUAUAUG
Messenger RNA from Molossus molossus (Pallas's mastiff bat), 1766 nucleotides. It is a transcript of the gene TINAG, whose product is annotated as tubulointerstitial nephritis antigen. Gene Ontology annotation, biological process: proteolysis. Gene Ontology annotation, molecular function: cysteine-type peptidase activity. The coding region runs from base 139 to 1551 and encodes 470 amino acids. The record is from RefSeq and is a predicted model, not a curated record. The transcript is spliced from 11 exons. NCBI's taxonomy places the organism in Eukaryota, Metazoa, Chordata, Mammalia, Chiroptera, Molossidae. Gene Ontology annotation, cellular component: lysosome.